GAACAAUUCACAACCGUUGAAAAUUCAAACAGCCUAGAAGCUGAUGCAUUCAGUCUCAAACCUGCCUGUUUCCACCUAAACGUCAACGCCAAAGUGGAAAUAGAUCUUUGCUUCAAUCCAGUAAAUUUGGGGACGAACGAAACUGAACUUGUUCUGAUAUGUGACAACGGAAUGCAUCGUAAAUUCCGGCUAAAAGGAUCCGGUGAAGAAGCACGUGUAGUUUUACAUUCUGUUGGGGAAUUCAUCCCAGAUUCCCAACCAAAUAGACUCCGCACGUUAUGGUCUGAUGGUAACAACUCGGUCUACACCUGCUGGCUUUCAAAACAAUAUGUACACACGACAGAAGUAACAGAACUGGUGAUUGAGAAUCUAUGCCAUUCGUCUAUUCAAUAUCGGUGGGUGCACAUGCAGCGCAUACCGGAACACAAAUCUGCGAAAUGGACAGGUAACGAAGAAACUGAGGACUUUUCACGCGUGUUCCACAUAAAGCCCAGCAAGGGUUGUUUGGAGCCAAAGGGCGUGACCAAGUUCCAGCUCGUCAGUGCACCAGUUGAGAUUGGUGAAUCAAGUGAAGCAUUCCGAAUGAUACUCAAAGACGUUCCGCAGGUUCUUCAAGACACACAAGUGUCCUGUUUUAGUGAUCUUCAACCAAUCGAACUGGAUCUCGCGGUUGAAGGAAUUCCGGUCCCCGUUUCACUUGAACCCUGUAUUAUUGCUAUUCCUGGCAGCACCGAACCUGGGUUACCUGUUCACAGGUGUUUGAAGCUCGUCAACAAGUCAACAGACUGUCCAGUUCACUUCAACUGGGAACCGAAUGAACCAUUUGAACAUGUCGCCGCCAUCCCCACAAAACAACUGACUGGAGAAGAUACCAAGUCCACCCCAGCCUCUCAUGCAUUAGUUGAGUUUGAACCACCCGCAGGGAUUGUGCCACCUGGACAGGCGAUUGAUGUCAAACUGCGUAUCACUUCCGAAGAAGCUGGCUUUUGUUGCAAGUCUUUUCCGUGUCAGAUUGACAAACUACCCGGUUCACCAUUAUGGAUCAGAGUUGAAGCAAACUUCGAGGUUCCAUCACUUUUGGUCGAAGAUGUAGAUUGUGACUUUGGUGUCCUUCGGGUUGACUCCACUGUAACUCGUUCUGUUACAAUUACCAACCCUGGUUCACAAGCCAGACGCUGGAGUGUUGGAGUCGUCAAUCAAGACAGCCUACCCGCUGUGGAAAUUUAUGUGGACCAGUCGGAAGGGACCAUACAGCCAUUCACCUCAGCAUCUGUCCAGCUCCGCGCAAAGGCCACAUGCGUUGGCAUCUUUCGAGGGAUUCUCCAGCUGCGCGCCAUGAAUGAUCAAACAAUGGUAGAAAUCCCAUUGUCUGCAGCAGUACAAUCAACCCAAUUAGAUUUGCAUCCAAACCACAUUUCUGUCGACAAAAUGUACUGCGGUGUUGCUCAUUGGACGACCAUAAAGCUGGUAAAUCUAACGCGGUUAGAGACGAAGUUCGAAUGGUUACCGGCCGAGGGUAAAGACGUGGACUGGAUUUCGGAAACUGUGAAUCCAUCAUCUGGAACAAUAGAUGGUCUUCAGUCAAUGGACAUCAAAUUGACUUUUCUGGCUUCAAAACAAGGAAGUAUUGAACAACUGAUCAUUCCAUGCCGAGUGGACGGAAUGUCCGGGGUUUUGGAAUGCUCAGUUUUCGGAAGUGUCGACGGACUGGCAAUCAACGGAAGUAUUGAACAACUGAUCAUUCCAUGCCGAGUGGACGGAAUGUCCGGGGUUUUGGAAUGCUCAGUUUUCGGAAGUGUCGACGGACUGGCAAUCAACGUGAGACAUGUGGACACGUGUGAUAUAAAGCAGUCGGUUGGUUCGUCCAACCAACGAAUCACAGUGCCCACGAAUGAACACGUCCUCCUGUUCAGAUGUAAUACUUCAGAUGUGUCCAGUAUGAAUUGGUGGAGUAAUUGCGACACGCUCACCUUUCAUGUUAGAUACCUAAUCAACACCGUUGAGAGCGAAUCAGAAUGUUCUGUAUCAUCGUCCUCAGCAAUGCCCGACCAAAUCAUAGUCGGUCCAACCAUAAACCAUCCGCCCAAUCUCAGACUCUGCUGUCCUGUGGAAUGCUGGAUUGAGGUGGUCAAUCUUACCCCCAUACCAGCCCACAUCGAGGCAGGUGCGCUCAAUCUUGGUUUAGCUGAAGAUCUCAAAUUACCCCCCAACUGCACGCCAAAAAUCAGCUCUUCUGGAGAGUGCCAGAAAACAAGGGAGGACAGUACCUUAUUUGGAAGGAACACAUGGGCAGCUGAGAAGACAGAACGGCGACUACUAUACGAAUGGUGCCAGGCGGUGAUGGACGAUUCAGAAGGAGCACGCUUAUUUGUCGUAGCGUCCAAACUGGUCGCAGAAGGAAUCCAAAGUGAAAUACACAUAUUCAAAACCAUUAUUCAUUCAAAUCCGGAAUGGACAUUGCCACCACUGGGUAAACUCCGUAUUUGUUUUGCUAUUGUGGCUGAUCUGUGGGGCGAGUACAACGAUAUAAUCCAGGUUCGUGCUCGGUCUGUUCCGCUAAUGCCGAAUAACCCUGACCCACCUCCCAUUCACUUGCCCAUCACGUUUUCGGUCAACGACUGUCCAAUUCUGCUUCCGAUGGCUAGCACAUUUGGCCAAGUGACAAAUAAGGUAGGAAGAAGUUUACAUCCCUUGGAACGUAACAUUCUGGAAUCGACGGAGGAACCGAUCACUGCUGCCUUCACCGAUGGGGCAAGUCAAUGCACUUUGAGAUUGGGAUCGUAUUUGGUGGGCAGUGCAGUGGCAACCAAAACGGUAAAACUCUACAACUCCUCGUCAUCACCCAUUCAAAUUGACUGGCAGAUAUACCUAAAUCAGGGGAAGGACGAUGUGAACGAUUUGAUCGAAUUACUUUGCUUCACCAAUCCCUGUUUUGAACCUUCACCUGGAGGGCACGAAGCGAACCCUGUGCGACCAGAUGCAUCGAGCGCUACAGAUGCAAUGGACGAGAAUUCCGAUUUGCUUGGCAUUGUUAUUCGUCCUCGUGAGGGACAGCUGAUCUGGCAGUCAUCAAGUGCUCGAGUGUUGUCUUGCCACACCCAGGAAUCCAAAUCCAUCUUGAAGAUCACUCCUGCUCAGGUGACGGUCGGUGCGCAUGAACACUGUUUUGUCACCGUAGCAUUCGAUCCGAUACAAGCGUCCCACCUCCUCAUAGCCGAUGAACCUCACAUCAACGUGUCAGCCUAUGCGCUAGGGUACUUGCGUUUGAGCAGACCUUGCAGGAAAGACAAAAACGUGAGGCGUCCACUAACUUUCCUAGCUCCACCCAUACGGUUGGAUAUGACCGCCAUGUUGGAAAGACCGAGACUCGUGUUUGAUUGGGAGGACGAAGACAUCCAAGCGUCGGCAAACGAUGACAUUCAGCCACAGUAUGUAACUUUCCAUGUGAACGUUGGGGAUAUUCUGACCCGAGAUUUGAAUAACUUUGUCAAUGGGAUGAGGCGUUUAAAUUUCGUCAGGCAGAAUGUAUCUCCCCACCCUUCACCAGAGAUGUCGGGAGUAGCAAAAAACGAUAGUUUCUAUGCACGGGACAAUGUGAUUUUCUCCCGUCCAGUUCGGAUUCGUAGCCUGAACCAAGCACCCGUCCAUGUUCAACUUCACGUUAGCACAUCUGAAACCAAAAUGUUUGGAUUCAUUCUGAAUGACGAAAAGAAAACGCUGUCCAAAACAGAACUGAAGUCGAAAUUGAGGAGAGCCCUGAAGUUUGUUCUGCAGCCACAUCUCACGAAGCGGGUAAACGUGGUUUUCGUGUUGUCUUCUGAGGACAUUUGUCCGCUAAUUGGAAAGUGUGAACAGAAGUGGGAGGAUGACCGUUUUGUAAAGCAUGGAAGUAUUCUGGUUGUUGCCAGCCCUACGGAUUCUGGCGCUCCAAACUCCGAAUUUUGCGUUCGGUAUGAGGUACUUCUUGAGGCGAAAAUUUUCCGUCCACAGCUACAGCUGUAUCCGGAUGAAUUACUGGACUUUGGAACAAUGUGUGUCGGUGAUACUAGAAACAGAGAGAUACGUAUCAUCAACCAAACUCAAAUGAAUGCUUGCUGGUUUCUUUCCCCCCAGAACGCUUCAGAAUCUGAUGAACAAUGCUACAAUAUUGAAAACGGCGCUACCGUAGAGAGCAUUUCGCGGGAGGCUGUACCCGGAUCACGCAGCACAGAACUUUCACAUAAAGCGGAUACACACUACGGCGGUGCGUGUUUCUUUCCUUCGUCAACAUCUGGUCUGCUUGGUCCAAUUACGUGCGACAAAACGGAGCACGUUGCAUCGGUCAUCGUUGGAUUUAGACCGAACCGUGCUGGAAUCUUCGAAACAAACUACGUAAUCCAUGGGGCGUUUGGUGAGAAGAAACAAAUCAAAGUACGUGGUCAAGCAUCGUACGAUGAACGGUAUCGUUCAGCUUUUGACUAAAAAAUGACCAAAAAUAGGAAAUACAGUGAUUUUAC
Opisthorchis viverrini is the source of this 4496-nucleotide messenger RNA. RefSeq lists its product as hypothetical. NCBI's taxonomy places the organism in Eukaryota, Metazoa, Platyhelminthes, Trematoda, Opisthorchiida, Opisthorchiidae. Gene Ontology annotation, biological process: negative regulation of cell population proliferation. The annotation marks the transcript as partial. The record is from RefSeq and is a predicted model, not a curated record. The transcript has 21 exons.